CCUCUCCACCUCCAUGCACACACACACUCUCCCACCACGCAAAGAUAAAAAGCCAGCAAUUAUAACCUCUAAAAGCCCCCCCUUCACUCCUCCUCCUCACACUUUCAAACCCUAAAAACCACAAAGCCAAAAAGAAGGAAGAAGAAGACCGAAGAAACCAAAAGCUCCACAAAGAGCGCUUUCUUUUGUGCUCUUAAGCUAUGAGAGUCCCCGUUACUUCCCCACAAAACAACCAUUCUCCGAGCCCAAAAACUAACAACAACAGCAGCAGCAACAAUAACAGUAUAGCCCGGAACAUCAGUUUCCACGGGCUUAACGGUGUUCAAACCUCAUGCUAUGAGCCAACUUCCGUUCUUGAUCCUCGUCGUAGCCCUAGUCCCGUGCCCGAGAAGCCGGUUACGAAUUCUGUCGAUGUUUCAAAUUGUAUCUCGUCGGAUCCUCAUCAUCAUCAGGCCCCUUCUCCUGAGUGGGGCGAGUAUGUGCUGCGAAACAUGGACUGGGAUUCCAUCAUGAAAGACUUGGGAUUAGACGACGAAUCUGUGCCUCCUAUCAAAACUAUUAAUCCUCAGGUUAUUAGUCCCUGCGAGAAUCAAAUCCAAAGCCUCCCUGAGUUCACAUCUUGCGAGUUGACUCAUCAGUCGGUCCAUUCUGAUUUUAACAACCUUUACGAUUUUUAUUCGGAAGAGCUGAUAAGAGCCGCGGAUUGUUUCGACACCCACGAACUGCAACUCGCGCACGUGAUAUUGGCGCGGCUCAAUCAGCGGCUACGAUCUCCUUCGGGCAAACCGUUACAGAGAGCCGCUUUUUACUUCAACGAAGCUCUCCAGUCUCUGUUCACCGGGUCAACUCGGUCGACUCGGUUAUCUUCAUGGAGUGAAAUCGUGCAAACCAUCAAAGCCUACAAGGCCUUCUCCGGAAUCAACCCUAUUCCCAUGUUCAACCACUUUACGACCAAUCAAGCUCUCCUCGAAGCCCUGGACGGUUCAGCACCGUUGAUUCACAUCAUCGAUUUUGAUAUCGGACUGGGAGGCCAAUACGCUUCUUUAAUGAGAGAAAUGGCUGAAAGAAAUUAUCAUUCCUGCAAGUUCAUUCGAAUAACCGCCGUGGUUCCCGAGGAGUAUGCCAUUGAGACAAGGCUUAUCAAAGACAACCUUUUCCAGUUCGCUCAAGACCUUAAAUUAAGGUUCCAGAUUGAAUUUGUUCUCCUUCGAACCUUCGAAAUGUUGUCUUUAAAAGCUUUUAAGUUCAUCGACGGGGAAAAAACGGCAAUCCUUUUAUCUCCGUCUAUUUUCCGAUGUCUCAGUUUAAACGUCGCAGCGUUUCUAAGUGAUCUUCGGAGGGUCAAUCCAAGCGUCGUCGUCUUUGUAGAUAGCGAGGUGUGGAUGGAGUCAGGCACGACGUCGUUUCGGAAGAAUUUCGUUAACGGCUUGGAGUUUUACGCCAUGAUGUUCGAGUCGUUGGACGCGGCGGUCGCGGGUGGGGAAUGGGUGAGGAAGAUAGAGACGUUGUUGUUGCGUCCGAGGAUAUUGGCGGCGGUGGAGGCGGCGGCCAGGAGGACGACGCCGCCGUGGAGGGAGCUGUUUGUGGGGGCGGGAAUGAGGGCGGUGCAUUUGAGUCAGUUUGCGGAUUUCCAAGCCGAGUGUUUGUUAGGGAAGGUUCAGGUUACGGGAUUCCACGUGGGUAAAAGACAGGCUGAGUUGGUGCUUUGCUGGCACGAGAGGGCCUUGGUUACCACGUCAGCUUGGAGGUGUUAAGCCGUAGCCUAGCUGGAUUUAGGAUUAGGAGGAGGAGGGCGGCUGAUUGGGGAUGUAAUUGUACGUAUCCUGAUCCAAUUUAAAUUUUUGCUUUGUUUGGAUCUUUCCAUGUUUUAGUAUCAAGUAUGGUAUCUUGGUAUGAUUUGGUGUAGUUAUAAUGAAAGAGCUGGGGAUACCUUUUAGUUUUAGGUGGCCUUGUUUCUUCUUAUCCAGUAUUCCAGUAAUAUGUAUAUCCAGCAUAACAUAUGAGUCCUCAAACAAAACCGUGUACCAAAAACUGAUGUAUUCCAAGGGGGCAACCCCCCAAUAAUGAAAUCAAAUUUUUUAGGUUUGCUUUUUUCUUUGA
Theobroma cacao (cacao) is the source of this 2100-nucleotide messenger RNA. RefSeq names its product GRAS family transcription factor (gene HAM4). The record is from RefSeq and is a predicted model, not a curated record. Lineage: Eukaryota; Viridiplantae; Streptophyta; Magnoliopsida; Malvales; Malvaceae.